Procambarus clarkii (red swamp crayfish) is the source of this 777-nucleotide messenger RNA. It is a transcript of the gene RpL12, whose product is annotated as ribosomal protein L12. Gene Ontology annotation, cellular component: ribosome; cytosolic large ribosomal subunit. Gene Ontology annotation, molecular function: structural constituent of ribosome; large ribosomal subunit rRNA binding. The record is from RefSeq and is a predicted model, not a curated record. NCBI's taxonomy places the organism in Eukaryota, Metazoa, Arthropoda, Malacostraca, Decapoda, Cambaridae. Gene Ontology annotation, biological process: translation.
GCCGCCCUUUACACUCGUGUCUGCCAUAGCCGACGGGUGCAACUCGUGUGGUCGUUCUCAGCUGAGUUCAUCCACCACCUGUCUGUGUGGCCGCCGUCCGCUCACCCGCUAGUAACACUCCGCAAUGCCUGCCAAAUUCGAUCCCUCGGAGAUCAAGACCGUAUGUCUGCGGUGUGUUGGAGGAGAGAUGGCUGCUACGUCUUCUCUUGCUCCAAAGAUCGGUCCCUUGGGUCUGUCCCCAAAGAAAGUUGGUGAUGAUAUCAUGAAAGCCACUGGGGACUGGAAGGGUCUGAAGGUGACUGUGAAGCUCAUCAUCCAGAAUCGUCAGGCUCGGGUUGAGGUUGUCCCUUCUGCUGCCUCUCUUGUAAUAAAGGCCCUCAAGGAGCCCCCACGUGACCGAAAGAAAGUAAAGCACAUUAAGCACAAUGGUAACCUGACAAUGGACCAGAUGUUGGAAAUUGCCCGCACCAUGCGACCACGUUCACAGGCCAAGGCACUGUGCGGUACACUGAAGGAGGUAUUGGGAACUGCACAGAGUAUUGGUUGCACCGUGGAAGGUCAGAACCCCCAUGAAAUCAUUGAAGGUAUUGACGAUGGCAGCUUGGAGAUUCCAGAAGAGUAGAAAUUCUUCUUCAGCCACACCUUUUACCCAUGGAAAGGCAGAGACCAUGUCGGCAAUGAAACCAACACUGCACAUUCCCAAGCUAUAGCAUUCCAUGUACAAGGACCAACUAUUUUCUUUAAUUUUCAUCUGGUAAUAAAGUGUGGAGAUUAAAA